Messenger RNA from Leptopilina boulardi, 4944 nucleotides. RefSeq lists its product as uncharacterized. Lineage: Eukaryota; Metazoa; Arthropoda; Insecta; Hymenoptera; Figitidae. The transcript is spliced from 9 exons. The record is from RefSeq and is a predicted model, not a curated record. Bases 1 to 1983 code for a protein of 660 amino acids.
AUGAUUAGAAACUUCUCUUGGUCUGAAAAUCCACUCAUCCUUAAAUUGCAGCAGUUGUCGGAGAACUGCUUAGUUGAUAAGCGUUACAAGCCUGAUGUUUCUCUAUUGAGAUUCCCGUUACUGAACUCUUUUAGGGAGGUCGGGGGGAUGUUAUAUAGGAGCACCCAAUCUAAAAAGCCUUCAACAUUCGACUAUACCUGGAAGGAAUUGACUGUUCCAAUUGAGAUUGAUAUUGACUCUGGUUCUGGCAUCAAAUCUGAACCUGACUCAAAUAGUGUGUUCGAAAAACUUAUUCAGACUAAAUACCAGGGUUUCGUUCGAGUCUUUACUGAUGGCUCAAGGGAUCCAUUUAGGGGACUAUUCGGUGCUAGUUUUGUAGUUCCUUUAUUAAACGAAAAAUGGUCUCUGUGUGAACUUAAGAAUAGACUUUUCUCCCCUCACCUUCAUCCGUUCAUUGGAAACAUUGUUAAAAUGAUUGUUUACAUAUUGGAGGGAGGUGGACAGGAUGAACCAGAAUUACAAUUUGCCGAUGAGCAAAACUUUUCAAUAGAAUAUAUAGAUACUGAUAAAUCUCCGUUAGUUGCCUGUGAUACUAAAAAUGAUUUUAUGAAUGAUAGUACUACUCCUGGUACUUCUAGUAAUCAAAUUGUCUGUGAUAUUACAGACUGUUCUAAAGAAAAUUUGAAAGAAUUUCUAGAACAUAAUGGAGACGGAAGAUUAAUUUUAAGCCAAUUUUCGGUUAAUAACAGUUUGAAUAAAGCAUCGAGAAGCCUGCUAACUCGAGUAAUUAUUAAAAAAUUUAAAGAUGAUGCUUUUAAAUCAGUAGCACUCGGUGAAAAGCUUCGUGAAUUUCAUAUACCUGCUGAGCUCUUCGCUGUUAUUUCUAAAGAAAUAGAAGUACUAUUUCCAGGAGAAAUAGCAAGUACUUAUUAUUCGCCCUACCGUAGUGAGAAUGGAAUCAGUAUUUCGCCGUCAGGAAGUCUAUGGUAUAAUUAUAAUUAUAUUAAGGAUUGUUUAAGAAGUAAAGACUUCCUUGAAGCUACUACAAAAAAAAAUAAAAAAGACAGCUGUAUAUUAAAUGACGUGAAUACCGAAAAUAGCGAUUUUCAGUGGCUUCAAAAAAAUUUGGAACCUUGGGAAACUGUUUGUUGUAAAUGGAACGCAACAUACCAUAUAAGAAAGGCUUUUUUGAACAAGGAGACAUCGAUAUCAAAUUUUAUUAGAAAAUUCCCAUGUUUAUUAACAGAAAACGCUAAAGAACUGUAUUUGAAGGAUUUUGAAAGGCUGCACCCAGAGCAUACUUCUUCUUUAUUUGACAGGUGGGACACCAUUAAAGGCGUAAUUAUAAAUGAGUUACAAAAAAUUUCUGUAACUAAAGGAAAGGUAAAAGACAUUCGCGAUCAAGCCCUAAUCCAAUUAUUGCCAACUUUAGAAGCAGGAGCUCAAGACGCUGUUGUACUAUCCUUACUUCCGUUAUUAAUUAACAUCACUCGUCCUGGUAAAAGGAAACGAAGUGAAUCUGUGGGUGAUGCAGAAUUAGGUAAUCAACCAAACGUGAGAAGCAUAAUAACUCGAGGCGAAAGACUUGAAACCUUUGUUCAACAUGUGGAGUUGGAGACGGACUUGAAUUGCAUAAUAGACAAAUUGAGAGACAAAUUAUUGAAAACGAAGGACACUUUUCAGCCAAUGAUUUUCGUCGUUGGACCAUUAAUCAAAAUUCAAAAGGCAGUAGUAGUGGUAGAUGAACAGCAUUACGCAUUCGAUUCACAAAUUGACGAAAAAUCAGUAUUACAAGCUCUGGACUUAGCCUUUAAAGUAUUUUUCGUGCUUGAGUGUCAUUACCCGAAAACUUCAACGUCACUGUGGCAUUUUAUUCAAAACAGUGGAUACGAUUUAUCACUUGCAGGUGAUAAACCAAAUGCGUCUGUGAAAAUAUUGAUAGGAUUGGUAAAGCAUGCGUUAAGUCUUCCGAAACAAGUUUAGGUUUUUUCAUUCCUUCAUUUUUAAAAUUCUUUUUUUAAAAUGUUCGCGUUCAUAUGUUCAACAUGUAAAUUCUCAUUUGAUAAUAAUCAUAAGUUGAUGAGACAUGUUAAUUUAACACAUUCUCAGCUAAAUCGGUUCACAUGUUCAGAAAAGUUUUGUCAAAAAUCAUUCUCUUUAAUUGACUCGUUUUUAAAACAUAGACGAAUGAAACAUUCUGCAAAUGUUUCAUCUAAUAACGAACUGUCUACUUUUGAAGAACCUUCACUUGUAAAAAAUGUUAUUACAGUUUCAAAAAGCGACGAAAUACUUUAUGAUAUUCCUUCAGAUUCAGAAAGUGAAUCAUCUUCAGAAAGUGAAUCAUCUUCAGAUGAAGAUUUGAUUUUAAAUAAUUCGAAUGACACGGAUGUUCUUAAUAUUGUUCAACAAGUUUCACGAGUAAAAAAACAAAUUUUUGAUUCCGAAGUACAGUUUUCUAGUAAAUACUACCAGUGUGCAGAUAUAUCUAGAAAAAGAGUUGCUGAGCUUAUGUCAGAUGCUUCAAAGUUAAUCGAAUGUACUAUUAAUAACGUUGAAAAUGAAGUCUGCAAUCGUUUAGAAAGUUUAGGUGCCAAUGAAAAAUAUAUUGCUGAAAUCAAAGAUGUUUUUACACAGUUUUCGGAACCCUUUGAAAAAAUGAAAACCGAAAAACAAUGUUUCGCGAAAUUUAAAAACUUUGACACAUUUAUUGUUCCAGAAAGUUACAAAAUCGGCGAACGUAAAGAAUAUAAGUUUACACUUUCUGGACCUAUUAGUAAAAAUGUUUCUGUUGUAGCUCAAUUCAUUCCAAUAAGACAUGUGUUGACAAAAUUUUUUGAAAUGCCAGGUGUUUAUUACGAAACAGUUAAAUAUAUAAAUUCAUUGAAUUCGCAAAAGGAAAUAAUAUCUAAUAUCGUACAAAGCCCUUUCUGGAAAAAUAAAUUGCUUCUACAUCCAGAAAAAUUUGUAUUGCCUCUAAUUAUGUAUUUCGACGAUUACGAAACCAAUAAUCCGUUAGGUAGCCGAAAAGGUAUAUCUAAAUGUGGCGCAGUGUAUUUAGGUUUGCCUUUUUUGCCACCUGAAUUUCAAUCUAAGAUAGAGAACAUUUUCUUAUUUAUAUUGUUUAACUCCUUAGAUCGCACUUUAUUUAAAAAUAAAGUAAUUUUUGAGAAAGCAAUUGAAGAAUUAAAAUUUCUACGAACGGAGGGCAUAUUAAUAAACAUUAAUGGCAGACAAAUAAAAAUAUACUUUGAUUUGGCAAUAAUAAUUGGUGAUAAUCUCGGUUUAAAUUCAAUUUUUGGUUUCAUGGAAAGUUUUAACGCGAAAAAAUUUUGUCGAAUGUGCUUGAUUGAUAUCAGUGAAAUAAAUUCAAUUUUUAAAGAAUCGGAUUGCAGGCUUCGAAACGUUUCAAAUUACAACAGUUCAUUAAAAGAAAAUGACCAAAAAAAAUCUGGAAUCAAGGAAUCAUGUGUAUUUAAUGAAAUCCCAGGUUUUCACGUAACCGAAAAUCCAGCAGUAGACCUACAACACGACUUCGCAGAGGGAAUUUGUCGGUAUGAUGUGGCCCUUAUUUUACACCAUUUUAUUUAUAUUAAAAAAUAUUUCACAUUAGAUCACUUAAAUGAAAUCAUAAAUGCAUAUAAUUAUGGUUCAAAUGAAAAUAUUAAUAAACCACUUGAAAUUACUCAAUUGCAGUUAAAAAAUAAAUGUGUCAUAAUGUCAUCUGCAGAAAUGCUAAAUCUUGUUAGAAACUUGAAUUUAAUGAUCGGUAUUUUUGUUGAUGCAGUUGAUGAAUGUUGGAACUUGUUAUUAAUGUUACAGGAAAUAAUAGAAAUAGUAAUAAGUAAAAAUGUAACAAUUGAAACACCCAAAUUAUUGAAACUUAAAAUUUUUGAUUAUCUCAGUUUGCUAUCGACGAAAUUUCCAAAAAGUUUAAAGCCAAAGCAUCAUUUGCUUAUCCACUAUCCCUCUGUGAUGCGUCAAGUUGGUCCACUGUGGCACAUUAACUGUAUGAAAUUUGAAAGCAAACAUCAUGAAGCGAAAGAAAUAUCACACACAUCUGUUUCUCGAGUUAAUAUCUGUAAAACAAUCGCCCUGAGACAUCAACUUAUUUUAAAUUAUAGAUUUUUGACGAAAAAUUCAACACAAAAAUGUUAUGUUACUGGUCAAGUCAAAUCUGUGCCGAUAUGCAAUUUAAUAGAUGUUACGAAUUUUAUUCAUUUAAUCCCUCAGCGUUCGAAUUUUUUGGUCUCAAAAUAUAUUAAGUACAUGGGUUUUAAAUUGAAACAAAACAGUGUGAUUGUAAGCUUUUCUGAACUGGGACCUGUCUUUAAUUUCAUUCAUUUAAUUAUAUUGAAUGGGAAUGACGAUUUUAUGUUUAUUACGAAAUGCAUGACAGAUUGUUUUUUUAACGAACAUUUUCAAGCGUAUAAAAUCUACGAUAUUUCUUCCUAUCAUUGGGAAAUCAUCAAAAAAGCCGAUUUAGAUAAAGCUGUUAUUUCACACGUAAAUAAAAUCAGCGACGGCUUUUACUACAUUUCCAAAAAUUGGAUGUGAUUUGCAUUGCAAUAAUUAGGUUGCUUUUUAAACUUUUUUUAAAUUAGUUUAUUUCUUAAAAGAUAAUAAUUUUGUGAUUAUUGAUUUAGGUUUACUCGAAAUUGUUGUAUGUUACCAUGAUAGUUCAGGUCGUGUAAUUUAUUGAAAAAUGUCACAUUAUAUUUAUGUAUAAAUCACUAAGUUUUUGGUAUUUAGUCAGUUCAACUGAAAAAACAAGUUUGAUAAAAGGAAAAGCAGGAAAUAAAUAAUUUUCAAUUUUUAAAUCUAAUUUUUGUAUCUCUCUUAUUUUAUGAUCAUUGUUAACAGAUUUUCAUUAAAUUUAUGCAUUAUGUAUGAAAUAUUUUUUUAAAGUAUUAAAAUUACCAAUAAGUCAAGAAAAUGACACAAAAA